AUGAGCCGCCAGUUGCACCACUACCCCGGCGGGGAGCGCCUGGGCUUCAGCGGCUGCUCCGCGGUGAUCUCGGGCCGGGUCAGCAGCAGCUCGGCCUCCUUCCGCGCCGGCGUCAAGAGCACCGCGGCCUUCGGCAGCCGCAGCCUCUUCAGCGUGGGGGGCGUGGGGGGCGGCCGCCGGCUGGCCCUGAGCGCGGGCGCUGGCCGCGGCGCCGCCUACGCGCUGGGCCACUGCGCGGGCGCCGGCGGCGGGCGCGUGGCCGGCUUCGUGGGCACCGUGUUCGGCAGCGCCGGGCUGGGGCCCGCGUGCCCCUCCGUGUGCCCGCCCGGCGGCAUCCCCCAGGUCACCGUCAACAAGAGCCUCCUGGCCCCCCUCAACAUGGAGCUGGACCCCGAGAUCCAGAAGGUGCGCGCCCAGGAGCGGGAGCAGAUCAAGGCUCUGAACAACAAGUUCGCCUCCUUCAUCGACAAGGUGCGCUUCCUGGAGCAGCAGAACCAGGUGCUGGAAACCAAGUGGAACCUUCUGCAACAGCUGGAACUCAACAACUGCAAGAAAAACCUGGAACCCUUUUUUGAGGGCUACAUCAGCACCCUGCGGAAGCAGCUCGAGGCACUGUCGGGAGACAGGGUGAGGCUGGACUCGGAGCUGAGGAACAUGCAGGAUCUGGUGGAGGAGUCCAAGAAGAGGUACGAGGUGGAGAUCAACAGACGUACAGCUGCUGAGAAUGAGUUUGUGGUGCUCAAGAAGGACGUGGACGCGGCCUACAUGAACAAGGUGGAGCUCCAGGCCAAGGUGGACUCCUUGGCGGACGAGAUCAAGUUCUCCAAGUACCUCUAUGACGAGGAGAUCGCUCAGCUCCAGUCCCACAUCAGCGACACGUCUGUGGUCCUGUCCAUGGACAACAACCGGGACCUGGACCUGGACAGCAUCAUCGCUGAGGUGCGCGCCCAGUACGAGGACAUCGCCCUGAAGAGCAAGGCCGAGGCCGAGGCACUGUACCAGACCAAGAUCCAGGAGCUGCAGCUCACAGCCGGCCGGCAUGGUGACGACCUCAAGCUCACCCGGGCUGAGAUCUCUGAGAUCAACCGGCUGAUCCAGCGGAUCCGUUCCGAGAUAGGGAAUGUGAAGAAGCAGUGCUCCAACCUGGAGACGGCCAUUGCCGACGCGGAGCAGCGCGGUGACUGUGCCCUCAAGGACGCCCGGGCCAAGCUGGACGAGCUGGAGGGCGCCCUGCAGCAGGCCAAGGAGGAGCUGGCCCGGAUGCUGCGCGAGUACCAGGAGCUGAUGAGCACCAAGCUGGCCCUGGACAUGGAGAUCGCCACCUACCGCAAGCUGCUGGAGGGCGAGGAGUGCCGGAUGUCUGGUGAAUACCCCAACUCCGUGAGCAUCUCCGUCAUCAGCAACACCAACGCCGGGCCGGCAGGGGCUGGCUUCAGCGUGGGCUUCGGCGCCUCCAGCACCUACAGCUACAAACCGGCAGCAGCAGUGGCGGAAGUGAAGACCAAAGGCAGCUGUGGCAGCAGCGAGUUCAAGGACCCGCUGGCCAAGACCUCGGGCCCCAGCUGCGCGACCAAGAAGGCCUCCAGAUGAGCGGUGGGCGCGGGACGGCUCUGCAAGC
Messenger RNA from Sorex fumeus (smoky shrew), 1618 nucleotides. Its product is annotated as keratin, type II cytoskeletal 72. The record is from RefSeq and is a predicted model, not a curated record. Gene Ontology annotation, cellular component: keratin filament. The transcript is spliced from 9 exons. Lineage: Eukaryota; Metazoa; Chordata; Mammalia; Eulipotyphla; Soricidae. Gene Ontology annotation, biological process: keratinization; intermediate filament organization. Bases 1 to 1590 code for a protein of 529 amino acids. Gene Ontology annotation, molecular function: structural constituent of skin epidermis.